Messenger RNA from Dacryopinax primogenitus, 519 nucleotides. RefSeq lists its product as uncharacterized. The transcript is spliced from 2 exons. Lineage: Eukaryota; Fungi; Basidiomycota; Dacrymycetes; Dacrymycetales; Dacrymycetaceae. The record is from RefSeq and is a predicted model, not a curated record. Bases 1 to 519 code for a protein of 172 amino acids.
AUGUCACUCCCAGCCAUCGGCACCCGUCUCUCCCUGUCCUCCCAUCUCGGGACAGUGGCAUACACCGGCCCUGUAGCUGGAACGUCCGGUGAAUGGAUAGGUGUAGAAUGGGAUGACCCCUCCCGGGGAAAACAUGACGGGCUUCACAAGGGUGUGCAGUACUUCACUUGCCGUGUAGAGGGAGCGGGGUCAUUCAUACGACCUGGGUCGGGGAUCCAUUACGGAGAAUCCUUUAUUUCCGCCCUGGUAAAGAAGUACGCCGACCCAUCUACAUCCACCGCUCCAGAGACUGGAAACGAGCAUGAGGAGAAGGAAGAGACCGUCUUGCUCGGCUCUUCCCUCGGGCUAAUAACCGUCCAAGCGCCCAACAUUGGCAAAGUUCGCCAACGCCUAGCUCAACUCGACAGGCUCAGGGAAGUGAGCCUCGACGGGGAGGGCGUCUCCCACCCCGGAGGAGCGCAAGAACUGAGGGAGAGAUGUCCUAGUAAGCCCAUCCGCGGUUACUCUUGCUAUGGGUGA